Molecule: messenger RNA, 1614 nt
Organism: Closterium sp. Yama58-4
Lineage: Eukaryota; Viridiplantae; Streptophyta; Zygnematophyceae; Desmidiales; Closteriaceae
Source: the annotation of a GenBank genome assembly
AUGCUCCCGCCGUCAGCGAAGCACGCGGUGGGCGUGGGGGGGCCGCGCCAUCCGGUGGGCGUGGACGUGCCGCUGCCGCGCGCCUCCUCCUCCACCAACCUCUCCGCGCACAUGAGCGCUCCUGCUGCGCCAUCCGCUGCAGCACUGCGCGGAGAGGGCGAGGGGCAGCGGGAAGCCGCGGGGGUAGCGGGUGCGGGCGGCGAGGGGGCGAGGUUCAGCCAUGACUACGGUAGGGGUGCUGGGGGGGGCGACGCAGAGAGGCAUUCGCAGCAGUCGCCACAGCAGUCGCCGCAGCAGUCGCCCGCGCACGCGAUGGUGCCUCGCCAGCGCACCAUGCCUUCGCGCCUCUUCCCCGCCGCCCACUCCGCCCACGCAACCUCCCCCUUCUCCCUCCCCGCGCCCUCCUCCCCCGGCCUCAGUCGCCCUGGCAGCACCGACCGCGCGGAAACCCCAAGCGAAGCAGGAGGGGCGGAGAGCGACAGCGAGCGCGCGGGGCAAGGCGCGCUCCCCCGCCAGACCACUCUCCCCCCGCGCUUCCCGCACGCCUCCCGCUUCGCGCAGCCUCUGGGGCAGCCGCCCUCGGGCCUGCGCACGGCCUCGCCAGACCCUCGCGCGCCUGCAGCAGCGGAGGCGAGCGGGGGGCGGGAGCGGGGCGGCGGGGCGGAAGGGGGGGAAGAGGGGAGCGGAGGCGAGGAGGGGGAGGACGUGGCGGAGCUGCGGCGGCAGGUGACGAUGCCAGGGGGCGCGGCGGGGGAGGGCGGGCGGUGGCGGGAGAUGGGCGCGCCGAGUAGGGGGCUGCUGAGACAGCUGACGGACCCGCAGGAGAACCGACCCACCGCCAGAGUGGUGCAGAGCGCUGAAGGCGCUGCUGGAGCUGAAGCCGCUCAGAGGGGCAGCAGGGGGGGAGGGCGCGGGGGGGGGGGGAAGGGCGAGGGGGGGAAGGGGGCGAGUGCGUGGCGGCUGGCGGGCGUGGGGCAGGUGAGUCCCCUGCAGGGCGCUGCUAGGUACGUGCAGCAGGCCUUUGCCCCCCGCUCGCCCAAACCCGCCAAGGCAGCACAGGUGCAGAGGGAGCGAGGCAGGGAAGGGGUGGGUAGUGGUAGUAGCGUGGCAGGAGGGAAGGGGGAUGAGCGUGGGGAGAGAGGGGUGGGGAAUGGUGUGGGCGGGGGGAUGGGGGAAGAGGAGGAGGGCGAGCAGUGGGGAAUGCAGGGGGUGGUGGCGCGGAGGAGAGGGGGGGUGGAGGAGCAGGAGGUGUGGAACAGCGGUGCUGUUGCCAUAGCUGGCUUCUGGGGGGUGGUGGGCGGCCCCUGUCUCCGCAUCAUCCCUCCAUGUGUGUGCAUGCAGGCACGCCUGCCGCAGUUCCCAGAGCCCAUGCAGCGCGACUGUUCGGGCGGCAGGACGGGGGUGGUGGUGAACGGCAGGGAGCUGCAGCGCCGUGACCUCGACCCCCUCGUGCGCCGCGGCGUGCCGGCGGUGCCCCACCGCGCGUACCUGCUGGACCAAGACGGCCGCGUGCUCGAUGCUGCCUCGGGUGCCCUUGUUGCCAACCUGGGGCCCCUCGCCCCCUCGCUCAAAACUAAGCGAGGGAAUGGCAUGUUCACUCCACAAACAAACUAA